This is a messenger RNA of Solea solea (common sole), 2476 nucleotides long. RefSeq names its product carboxypeptidase A6 (gene cpa6). The transcript is spliced from 11 exons. NCBI's taxonomy places the organism in Eukaryota, Metazoa, Chordata, Actinopteri, Pleuronectiformes, Soleidae. Gene Ontology annotation, biological process: proteolysis. The coding region runs from base 269 to 1612 and encodes 447 amino acids. The record is from RefSeq and is a predicted model, not a curated record. Gene Ontology annotation, molecular function: metallocarboxypeptidase activity; zinc ion binding.
UCCAGAGCUUCAAAGAGGUGGUAAAUGUCUGCCUUGUGCCAUCUGACCGACUUAUUACGCACCUUUUGCACCUUCUGUGUCGGACGGGGAAGUCCACGACAGAGCGAGCGCCGCAACACAACAGGUCACGCUGCCAAUCAAUGCCGAGUCUAUCAAGAUUACUUUUCCUUUUCUGCAUCUUGUUUUUAUUAUUAUUGAAUAUAAUAGUCGCGUGCAUGCUCCAGAGGAACCACACGUGUGCGCGCACUCUUUGAUCUGCUGCACAAAGAUGGUUCUGGACCACAGAAGCGCAUUUCGCGCCUCCGUUUUACUAGCGUGUGUGAUAAUCUGCAGUGAUGUGUUAUGUCCCGUCGGUGCCUACCUCUACAACAACCGCUACACAGGUGAUCAAGUCUUCAGAAUAACUCCAGGUAAUGACGAGGAGGUCCACGCGCUCCGGAAAAUGCUGACACGCAUGAAGGUGGACUUUUGGCAGCCCAACAGUGUUUCUCUCAUCUGUCAGAAUGCAACAGUGGACGUCCACGUGAAACGCAAUGACACGCGAGGCCUACAUGCACACUUAAAGCAGGAAAACAUCCAUUACGGGGUGUUAAUCUCCAAUCUGCAGAAGGAAAUUGAGAAGCAGACAGGAUCUCACUCGUCUCGCAAGCGGAGGUCAGAGUCUCAGUAUGACUACGAGGUUUACCACUCGCUGGAAGAGAUCCAGAGCUGGAUGUUUGAGAUGAACAGGACUCAUCCCUACCUCGUCGACAUGUUCUCCGUUGGGAAGUCGUAUGAGGGAAGACCACUGUAUGUGCUUCAGCUAGGAAAGAGAAGUCGUCCCCAGAAGAAAGCGGUGUGGAUCGACUGUGGCGUUCACGCCAGAGAGUGGAUCGGACCUGCCUUCUGCCAGUGGUUUGUUAAAGAGGCCAUCAACUCAUACCUGUAUGACUCCGCGAUGAGGCGACUACUCAACCAGCUCAACUUCUACAUCAUGCCAGUCUUCAACGUGGAUGGAUAUCACUUCAGCUGGACCACGGAUCGGUUCUGGAGGAAAACACGGUCCAAAAAUCACAAGUUUCACUGCCGAGGAGUGGAUGUGAACAGAAACUGGAAAGUGAAAUGGUGUGAGGAAGGUGCCUCCUCUCAUCCUUGUGACGACACCUACUGUGGUCCCUACCCCGAAUCAGAGCCUGAAGUCAAGGCUGUCGCCAAGUUCCUGCGCAAGCUCAAAAAGCGCGUGAAAGCCUACAUCUCCAUUCACGCCUAUGCCCAAAUGCUGCUUUACCCUUACUCCUACAAAUAUGCUGCGAUCCCCAACUUCAACUGUGUGGAGUCAGCCGCACACAAUGCAGUGACAGCCUUGUACUCUGCCUACGGAGUCAAGUACAGAUAUGGACCUGCCUCCACAACUCUGUACGUGAGCUCAGGCAGCUCCAUCGACUGGGCCUACAGGAACGGGAUUCGCUACGCAUUUGCAUUUGAGCUGAGGGACACGGGACACUUUGGCUUUCUACUGCCGGAAUCUCUGAUCAGUCCGACUUGCACUGAGACGAUGAGGGCUGUGAAGGCUAUCGCGACAGGUCUGCUGAAGAAGUGUGAGACAGACAGGAACAAAUUUCCAUAUAUAUGACCACAGCAGUGUAGGUCCGCACAGCGGCAACCCCCUACUUAUCUCAGUGCCUCCUAUUCCUCUGACAUUUCAUUUCAAUACAAGAUACCAAAGAAAGAACUGCGGAGAAUAACAACAGUAUGGAUGUGAAUUUUGUCUUGAACAUUGAUCACCUCAUUUGUCGUCCCUGAUCAGAUAUGAACUGAUGGUGGUGGGGGUUUCUCUGUGCCAAAAAUCCUAUAAGCAGCCAGCCUGUUUACAUAUACUGAGAUGAGAGUGCCAGUGAGCAUCCUGCUGGAUCAAUGGACUAUGAUCUGUGCCAUCUCUGCUCUGAAUAUGGCCCAGGUUUUUGCGUUUUUUUCUGACAUAUAAUCCUCUCAUAGUCCCCCGGGAUUUAUUGUUACAAAGAAAAAAAACAACAAUCAUGCAGAUUUUACUACAGUAUAAGCUUUUUUUAUUUCAGCAAACAGCAGUAAUAUAAGCACUUGAUACAGCAGCACUUUUAAAUAAAAUACACUAAAGAUUUUUUUAAUGUUAUCCAAAAAUGCUAUUCCUAAAAUAUUACCAUUGUAGUUUUAAAUGAGGAUAAAUAAAUUAUUCUGGAUGCUUUUUUUAAAAGAAAAAUACUUCAAAUUAGUUCUAUGACAAUGUUUAAUGUGUGCUGUUAAUGCCUUUAUUACUGCAACAUUGAUGGUGUACAUAAAAUGCUAUCAUCUGAAUAUCUAGGGUUUGAUUUUUGAUUUUUCCCCUCUCAGUUUCAUUUGGUUCAGUCUAAAAUGUGGAAAAGUCUGUCAGUUCUCAGCGUACUGUGUCAUUACUCAGGUAUGGAUCAAGUGCCAGAAAUGUUUGUCCUGUAUCUGUCUUGAAUAAAAUGUUGUUGUGUCA